This is a messenger RNA of Plasmodium coatneyi, 1860 nucleotides long. RefSeq lists its product as uncharacterized. The transcript is spliced from 2 exons. The coding region runs from base 1 to 1860 and encodes 619 amino acids. NCBI's taxonomy places the organism in Eukaryota, Apicomplexa, Aconoidasida, Haemosporida, Plasmodiidae. The record is from RefSeq and is a predicted model, not a curated record.
AUGAGAAAACUCCUGAAAACCGCCAUUGCCGAUGUGAACAAAAUAACAUGUGACGAUGCCGCCAAGUCAUCCAUCCCAUUUAAGGAAAAGUUAAAAUCAUUAAUUAUAAAAAAUAUAGACAAAUUUGAAAAUGAGGAAAUUUUGAAAAUAAUAGAAAAUUACAAUGGAAACAAUGGGAACGACAGGAAAAUCCUAAAAAGCAGUUACGACGUUUUUAAAAACAAUAUACACCGGUACUCCUUUGACCAAAUAAAUAGAAUGCUCAGGUUGUACAAUACGUCCCAAGUGUAUGACAACCAGUUUAAUGUGUCCAUCCUUGGUUACCUAAUUAAGAGGCUGAAUGCGAUGCCCGCUAGCGUGGCCGUGAACAUAUUUCAUAGUAAGUCCCAUGAUUUGGUGAAAGCCGGCCUAAGAGACCACAAAAGCAUUGAGCCAAUUAAAGACCAUUUUGAGAAAAAUCUAGAUGGGUACAAUACCCUCGAUUUAACAAUUAUUUUAAGUUCGUUUACCAUGUUGCAGGAGGACAUUAUAAUGAACUUUGCAAAUGGAGGAGUCAACGAGAAUUCCCAACCCCCAAAGGUGAAGAACUCCCCAGAAUGCACCUUCAAUUACAACGAAAUUAUCGUGGUCAUACUGAAUAAAAUAAAAAAUGAUGAAGACAUUCACAACAAUUUGAGUGUGGUAAAUUCCAUCCUCAUACUAAACAUGAUUAGCCGAUUAAAUGUUAACAAUUAUGAGAUUUUUAAAUUUUUUACAAAAAAAUAUUAUAAAAAUUUAAACGAAAGAGAUGUAGAACCACACCACCUAACCCUGCUGCUGAACUCAUUUGCAAAAUGCAACAUAAAUAUUAACAUUCUCAAAUAUAUAAUUAAAUAUAUGAACAAGGACAAUUUCAUUAACCAGCUGUCCUACGUAAAUAUUACAAAUGCAGUUCACUACAUGGCCAAAUUUAACUAUAAAAAUAUUUCCUUCUUAAAUCGACUGAAGGAUAAAGUGAUCGAAAUGGUUGACACAAUUCCGCAACGGGAAUUCAGUAACAUCAUGUGGUCUUUAUCGAAGUUAAAAGUUAAAGACGAUAAGUUUUAUUUUGUUUCUCUGCGGAAAGUUAAGGAAAUAAUCCCUUCCAUGGAUAUGAUGUCCAUCGCCCAAGUGUUAGAUGCACUACGACGAAGGAAUUUAUCAACUGAGGUGUCCUUUUUAGACAAACUGCUCGAUCCCCAGGUGGCUAAAAAGGACACUUGUGAUUUGCCCAACAAAUAUCAAGAAUCUCAAAAACAUAACAAAGCAGUUACGAAUAAGAGUGUAGAAUUAGUGGACAAAAAGGAAGAUGCACAAACAGCUCACAAUACAGCUGAUGAAGUAAAUUGCCAAUACCCGCAUCCGGGGCAGGAUAACAACGCACCUGCAAAUAACGCACCUGCAAAUAACACACCAGCAAAUAACACACCUGCAAAUAACACACCUACAAAUAACACACCUGCAAAUAACGCACCUGUACAAAGAACAGAAGAGUCGCCCCCAAGUAAGGUUCACAACGUAUGCCACGUUCCCAUCGAAUUAGAAAAAGAUGUCAUCGAUUUGUUAAUACAGAAAUAUUUGGAAAAUAUAGAGCGCUGUUCACUCCAUGUGUUGACACAGGUCCCAUUUUGCUGCCUCCAACUGAACUGCACCAAUUAUGACAUUUAUCACAAAUCUCUUGAAGUUCUGAGGCGGAAAAAAAAAUAUAUGAGCACCUUAAAUUUAAUAUAUGCAAGGUACUUCAUAAGGAUUCUCAUAGAAAAGCAAGAGGAUAAUUUCCAAAAAUUGCCUCGCUCGGUUAAGCAAUUCGCCCGGGAAAUCAUGAACUCGGAUAGCACGUAG